GGGCUACAUCCAAAAUAUUGAGUAAGGGUCUUUGAGACUUUAAAGCUAACUACAACCAUUCAAGGGUUCACUGUGCUGCACACCUCUACUACUGUGCUCUACUAGCAGUGCUCUACUACUUUCUCUACCUAUUUUUAAGACUGUUUGCUACAAGUUUGUUCUUGCAAAGCUUUUCUUCUCUUGUGUGUGAGAGACACAACCCCAUCCUCCAGCAAAAAUGGAAGCCAUCAAGAAAAAGAUGCAGAUGCUGAAGCUAGAUAAGGAGAAUGCAAUUGAUAGAGCUGAACAGGCCGAAGCAGACAAAAAAGCAGCUGAGGACAAGUGCAAACAGGUAGAGGAUGAGCUGGUGGCACUGCAGAAGAAGUUAAAAGGAACUGAAGAUGAACUGGAUAAAUACUCAGAAGCUCUCAAAGAUGCUCAGGAAAAACUGGAACAGACUGAUAAGAAGGCAACAGAUGCAGAAGGUGAAGUGGCAGCUUUGAAUCGGCGUAUCCAGCUGGUGGAAGAGGAGCUGGAUCGUGCCCAAGAACGUCUGGCAACAGCCCUGCAGAAACUGGAGGAGGCAGAGAAGGCAGCAGAUGAAAGUGAGAGAGGUAUGAAGGUUAUUGAAAACAGAGCAAUGAAGGAUGAAGAAAAAAUGGAAAUUCAGGAGAUGCAGCUGAAAGAGGCUAAGCAUAUUGCUGAGGAGGCUGACCGUAAAUAUGAAGAGGUUGCUCGUAAACUGGUCAUUUUGGAGGGUGAACUAGAGAGAGCCGAGGAACGUGCUGAGGUGUCAGAACUAAAAUGCAGUGACCUUGAAGAAGAACUAAAAAAUGUCACUAACAACCUAAAGUCCCUGGAGGCUCAGUCUGAGAAGUACUCUGAAAAAGAGGAUAAAUAUGAAGAAGAAAUCAAGCUUCUCUCUGACAAACUCAAGGAGGCUGAAACACGUGCAGAGUUUGCAGAAAGAACGGUUGCUAAACUGGAAAAGACUAUUGAUGAUCUGGAAGAUGAGCUGUAUGCUCAGAAGCUGAAGUACAAAGCUAUCAGUGAGGAGCUUGACCACGCUCUCAAUGAUAUGACCUCUUUGUAAAUGCAUUUCCUCUUUUGACUUUGCCUUGGUGCACUAAGAUUCUGCCUUUAAUACCAGUCUCUGAGUAAUUCCUAGUACUAGUCCUUCAGUCUUUCUGUAAAAACUGAAUUAAAUAAAAACAAGCUACCUUGAUACCUGUACAUUCUCUGCUUUUUUU
This is a messenger RNA of Mauremys reevesii (Reeves's turtle), 1229 nucleotides long. RefSeq names its product tropomyosin 4 (gene TPM4). Bases 218 to 1072 code for a protein of 284 amino acids. Lineage: Eukaryota; Metazoa; Chordata; Testudines; Geoemydidae. Gene Ontology annotation, cellular component: actin filament. Gene Ontology annotation, molecular function: actin filament binding. The transcript has 9 exons. The record is from RefSeq and is a predicted model, not a curated record. Gene Ontology annotation, biological process: actin filament organization; muscle contraction.